GAGGAAGACGACGCAGGCGAACAGUUGAUCAAGAUGGCGGCAUUCGGCACAGACCGAUGGCUGAAUGAUUUACCAAACCACAUUAUUUUCAAAAAGGUACGAGAGAGGUUGGAUGCAGAUUUCGGGACAAAUGAGAGGGAAAGAGCAAAAAAUCUGACUUUUUGUUUGGGUGGAGACUUUUUCCUGUGGGACGACCCUGAAGGUGUGUUUUACACCACCAACCUUCGGCAGUUAAACUCCGCAGAACCCGAAAGCAGCGGGAAGUACCAGACGUUGCAGUGCAUCAACCCGCCUCUGUUCCAGGUCCGCCAUGUGUUGCUGAGCCCCACGCAGCACCACGUCGCGUUGGUCGGUCUCAGGGGGGUUUCGGUCCUGGAGCUCCCUCAGCGAUGGGGGAAGAGGUCAGAGUUCGAGGGGGGGCGGGAGAAGAUCAACUGCAAGACCAUCCCGGUGGCGGAGCGCUUCUUCACCAGCUCCCCGUCAGUGAAGCUCAGACAGGCGGCUUGGUACCCGAGCGAGACCGAUGAACCCCACCUGGUGUUACUCACAUCCGACAACACCAUCAGAUUUUACGGGCUGAAGUCGCCCCACACCCCGGCCAAAGUGCUGCCGGUGUCCCAGUCGGAGGAUGAGAGCAGCCUCCACCAGCCGGUGAGCUCCUACGCAGCAUCUCUGGGAGAAAUAGCCGUCGCCUUUGACUUCGGACCGGUUGCCUCCCCUCCUCGGCAGCUGGCCUCACAGUGCUCCAAAAACCAACCUGUUUAUCCUCUCUACAUCCUCUAUGAGAACGGAGAAACCUACGUGAGCUACAGCAGCCAGGCCAACGGGCUCUCUGUCAGUAAACCAGCUGGACCCCUCCCCAUGUAUCCUGCUGCAGAGGAUAACUACGGCUAUGACGCCUGUGCCAUCCUGUGCCUGCCCUGCGUCCCAAGCAUCCUGGUGAUCGCCACAGAGACCGGGACCCUCUAUCACUGCAUAGUCCUGGAGUCUGAGGAGGAGGAAGAGGCUGGAACGGCGGGGAACUGGAUCAGAGGCUCGGAUUCGGUUCCGGCUCUAUAUGUGUUCGAAUGCGUUGAGCUGGAACUCACGCUCAAAGUGGCGACAGAAGAAGACGAGCCUCAGGAGUUUGAUUUUACCUGUCCCAUCAGGCUGCACAGAGACCCCCUGUGUGAGCAGAGGUACCACUGCACCCAUGAGGCAGGAGUGCACAGCGUGGGGCUCAUUUGGCUCAACAAGCUGCAGAAGUUCAUCCAGUCAAACGAGGAGGACAAGGACAGUUUGCAGGAGCUGGCUGCAGAGAAGCGUUGCAUUGUGGAGCACAUACUCUGCACCAAACCUCUGCUGAGCAGCGAGUCUGCUCCAGUCCGGGGCUUUCUGAUCGUGUCCGACCUUUCUCUGGGCGCCACCAUGAUCUGCAUCACCGCUAACUAUGAGUGUGUCAUGCUGCCUCUGCUGAGCUCCAUUCGUCCUCCAUCUCCUCCGCUUCUUUGUUCCGAUCCAAGUUCCAGCUCUGUCAGCUCACCUCUCCGCGGCCUGGCCAAUGACUCCUUCGAGCAGCACAUUCGCAGAAUCCUGGCCAGAAGCUCCACCAACCCCAUUGUGCUCAAGGCUGGUGACAAAGAGGCCGCCCCACCACCAGCAGAGUGCCUGCAGCUCCUCAGCAGAGCCACACAGGUGUUCCGUGAGGAAUACAUCAUGAAACAGGACAUGGCCCGGGAAGAGAUCCAGAGAAGGGCAAAGCUCCUGACGGGUCAGAAGAGCAAGCAGGUGGAAGAGCUGGCUCUGUGCAGGGAGGAGAAGAAGAGUUUAACAGAGAGCGCCGAAAGGUUGGCAGACAAGUACGAAGACGCCAAGUAUCGCCAGGAGGCGCUCAUGAACAGGGUGAAAAAAGUGCUGUGCAGCCUGCAGAGCCAACUGCCCAUCCUGUCCAACAGCGAGAAGGACAUGAAGAAGGAGCUGCAGAGCAUCAGCGAUCAGCUCAAACACCUGGACAACUGCAUCAGACAGGUGAACAUGAAGAUGGAGUAUCAGAAGAAGCAGGUGGACAAGGACACGUCUGCAUCCAGGGCCACCGUGCAGCUCAACGCUCAGCAGAAGAAGGUGGUCCAGGAUGUCCUCAGAGAGCAGGGACAGCAGAUCGGAGACAUGAUGAAGCAGAUCAAGGACAUUAAAAACCACUUCAGCUUCUAAACUCAUUUACAAACUCUUUAUUGGUUUGUUUUAGUCACUGAAAUUGUCCUUUCUGUUCAUUAUUGCAGAUUUGUUUAACCAAAAUAUCAGAGAAUGACAACCUCCUUUCCUUAAACUUCAUAUUUCAUUUUUGAUAUUUAGCAUAAGUUCCAUGUGUUUUUACUUUAAUAACUUUCCUAGAACAGAAAGAGAAGCUAAUGCAUAAACACUCAAAAAUGUCUAUUUUUGACUUGAUUUGUCAACUUAAAAAAAAAAAAGAAAAUAAAAUGUCAUCUAUUGAUGUUUUUUUCUGUGCUUAAUAAGAUGUUCAUGCUCUCCAGUUCAGAUUUGACCAUUUGAAGUACAGAAAACCAUUAUGAGUAAUAACUGUGGAGCAAUGGUAGGCCGACGGUUCUCUUUAAACUCUGACUUUUUUUCAGGUAUCUUCAAAAACUUUAAAAGACUUAAAUUUCAUCUUAAUUUUUAACCCUGGAAAAUACUAUAAUCUAUAAAUAUUUGCCAUACUAGGUCUUAAAUUACAAAUAGUUGUUUCGUAAAAAUGUAUAUUUGCUCAUUAAUUGCUCUUCCAAUCAUUUUAAAUUGAUCAGUUUAGGAAGUUCUUAAAUGGACAUGUAAGGUUUUUCAUUAUGGAGGUUUAGGGAAUUAAUUAAAAAGGGUUUGAAACCUGGGAUUUCUGUUGGUGACUAAAGUUCUUUAGAAAACUUGCUGUGUUUUAUCAGAAGGUGUUUAUUUUGUGUAAUAAAAGUAUUGGAUUCAAUCAAUUAAAAUCUGAUGAAGUGCCUUACCAUAACAUAAGGCAGUCUACAAGAUUCACAUGUUAGAUUUAUAAAACAUGCAAUUGGCAUACUAUUUAACAUGCUUAAGUUCAUAUAAAAACUUCAGAUUAUAAGGAAAAAUAUUUUUGCUUUAUGCAAUACAUAUAGCUUCAUAUUUAAAUUGAAUUUAAAAAUGUCUUGCAUUUUAAUUAUUGAAAAUCCAUGUCUUUUUGUCACAAUAGGCACACCGUUAACUCUAGCUCAAUCACUAUUUUUAUUUCAUUGUGUGGAUAUUAGUCUUUAAAAACAUUUUGUUCUGAGACAAGGUUCCUAAUUAUAAAACUAAAUAUUUCAAAUCUCCUAAAUCAGCAAAAUAUUACUCCAAGUUCGUAUGUCUGCUCUGCCUACACUUUCAACAUCUGUUCAAUAGUUUUUUUUUUACAAAUAAAAUGCAUAAUUUUCUAUUUUGACUUAAAAUCUUAUUUUUCAGCAUUUGUUUUUUAUCUUUGGUUUUGAGCA
Cyprinodon variegatus (sheepshead minnow) is the source of this 3464-nucleotide messenger RNA. RefSeq names its product nucleoporin 88kDa (gene nup88). The record is from RefSeq and is a predicted model, not a curated record. NCBI's taxonomy places the organism in Eukaryota, Metazoa, Chordata, Actinopteri, Cyprinodontiformes, Cyprinodontidae. Gene Ontology annotation, molecular function: structural constituent of nuclear pore. Gene Ontology annotation, cellular component: nuclear pore. Bases 34 to 2190 code for a protein of 718 amino acids. The transcript has a single exon. Gene Ontology annotation, biological process: ribosomal small subunit export from nucleus; ribosomal large subunit export from nucleus; mRNA export from nucleus.